Molecule: messenger RNA, 336 nt
Organism: Lodderomyces jiufengensis
Lineage: Eukaryota; Fungi; Ascomycota; Pichiomycetes; Serinales; Debaryomycetaceae
Product: 60S ribosomal protein eL31
Exons: 1
Coding region: 1-336 (111 amino acids)
Biological process (GO): cytoplasmic translation
Cellular component (GO): ribosome; cytosolic large ribosomal subunit
Molecular function (GO): structural constituent of ribosome
Source: RefSeq, a predicted model, not a curated record
AUGGCCAACCAAAGCACCAUCACAAGAGAAUAUACUAUAAAUCUCCAUAAAAGAUUACAUGGUGUUCAUUUCAAAAAAAGAGCUCCAAAAGCUGUAAAAGAAAUUAGAAAAUUUGCUACUUUACAUAUGGGAACAACUGAUGUUAGAUUAGAUCCAAAAUUAAAUGUUGCAUUAUGGAAAAGAGGUGUACAAGGUGUUGAACAUAGAGUUAGAUUAAGAAUUUCGAGAAAAAGAAAUGACGAAGAAAAUUCAAAAGAAAAAGUUUUUGCUUAUGUUGAACCAGUUAUUGUUCCAACUACCAAAGGUUUACAAACUGUUGUUGUUGACGAAGAAUAA